CAUGUACACAUUGCAAAGAUUAUCUAGUAUUAUCUUGAAAUCAUGGUGUUUUACUGCUGUGUUCCCAAUUGUAAAUCUUCAGGAUUUGAUGAAAAUGUAUCAAUGCAUAAAUUUCCAAAUGAUGAAAGGCAAAUUAAGGUGUGGAAAGACAGGAUACGUAGGUCAGGGUCAUCGGCUACAAAGGAUGACUUUAGAGUAACAGCCAGCACCAGAGUCUGUUCAAAACAUUUCCAAUCUGUAGACUAUGUUUGCCCAGAUGCAGCAAAGAAACGUUUAAAGUGUGAUGCAGUUCCAUCUGUUUUCACAUGGAUUCACACACCAAACGGAAGUCACCGAGAAAGAGAAAGUUUGAGGACAGCGAUGAGACAAACACUGCAUCAGAAGGCGAGGAGAGAGUGCAUCAGGAAGUACAGGCUAAUAUAG
Messenger RNA from Mercenaria mercenaria, 423 nucleotides. Its product is annotated as 52 kDa repressor of the inhibitor of the protein kinase-like. Gene Ontology annotation, molecular function: sequence-specific DNA binding. Lineage: Eukaryota; Metazoa; Mollusca; Bivalvia; Venerida; Veneridae. The coding region runs from base 43 to 423 and encodes 126 amino acids. The record is from RefSeq and is a predicted model, not a curated record. The transcript has 2 exons.